AGCACCCAUUAAGAUAUGUCACUGCUAAAGUUGCAUGUUUUCCUGUUUUAGCUGAAUUUUUAAAAUUGACCUACUGUGUUUGUUGUAUUUAUUUAAAAUGACAGGAUAUCAUUUACUAUUGUUCCAAUUAAUUGUAUUACUUAAUUUAAAUGCAGCAAUUUGCACUUUUUUCCAUAAGUCGAGUUAUAUAGACAUUGAGCCACCAGAAACGGGCACUGAUUUUGGUUUGACGUUGGAAUAUUUCUCUGAAAUGCAAAGUUUAGUUGUUGGUGCACCAUUCAGUGAUCAAAAUGGAAAAUUAUAUUUAUGUCCAUUAAAUGAUAAUGCAUUGCUGAACCGAAAAACGGCGUGUACCAGAAUUCCUAUAGAUAUUGAUAGGCUGGUCCAAAACCAUAGCAGAUCGCAUAGUCCUAAUCAGCGUUUCGGUCUCGGAGCAUCAAUAAGUGUUACUCCUGAAUAUAUUUUUACAUGCGCUCCUUUAGUUACAUUCGAUAUAACUCUAUGGAAUGGUACAAAAUUUGGCGCAUGCGGCACAUGCUUCAAAUAUAAUGGAGAAUCCACAAUGCGUUACCUCGGCUUGAUGGAACAGUAUGAGAAAGAUAUGAAUACUAAUAACUCUCGUUAUUCUUCAAUUGAUAUAAAUAAUGCCUAUGGAGGAGUAGGGUGGUCUACAUUCGCUGACGUCGAACAAAGAGUGAUCAUCAUAGCUAAACCUAGUGGCUUACAUAGUACGUUACACUACAUUGAUAUGGACCAACCAUCAAACCCUCCGCAGUUGGUGCAAGAUGGAAUAAACAUGGAUACGAUAAAAAAUGCAUACUUAGCAUUUAAUUAUAAAGGUACCGCAUUCGCAGCUGGAAUGUUUUUCAAAGGCUACCGCACGUUAUACGCAUUUAGCUACGAAGAUCGGAAAGUUGGUUUUAUUUCGUUUCUCACAUACAACAACACUACUAAGAAAAUGGACUUGUUGACCGUUGGGAAAAGCGGAAAGGAGAGCUUUGUGCAGAUCAAUGACAUAAGUGUUGGCUCUAUGUUCGGUUACUCGAUGCAUAGUACUAACUUUGACCGUGAUGGAUAUACUGAUUUGCUAGUGGGUGCACCCGGGUAUGGCUCCUCUGACGAAAACUAUGAAAACGGUGCCGUGCACAUAUAUUUAGGAGGCGACUUGCGCGGCAAAGAUCGGCCACAAUUGAAAACAUUACGCAUAAACAGCAUGAAAGAUGGGUCAAGAUUCGGGACUAGCAUUGCAACUGCCGAUCUAGACGGGGAUAGCUAUCCAGAAAUUUUUGUAAGCGCUCCCUUCGAAAACAGUAGCAAAGGUGCGGUGUACAUAAUUUCUGGAUACGAGGUGAACCAGAUUUUCAACAAAAAUAAUAAAAUCUAUCUAUCUGACUUGCUCAACGUUCAAAGAAUUCAGAACGAAAAAAUUGAUACAUUAGGAUUUAGCCUCAAAGCUUUGCCGGUGCCACAUUUUGAUGAACUUGGAUUGUACUUUUUGGCUAUGGGUUCUCCCGACAGCGGUAAAGUUGCGUUAUAUCGAAGUAUUCCUAUAAUUACAGUGAAUCUGAAAACAAAGCUGAGAGGAUCUGACGUUAAUAUCGUACGUGAACAAGACACAGAAUGCAUAGUAACGGUGACCGUGGAAGUAAUAUAUCCGAAGAAUCCGACACUGAUCACUGGAAAACUCUUAGUAAACACAAGCAUAGUCGGUGACGCGGUGUGGUUGAAAAAUGGUACCAAUUAUGAAAUCAUCUUGUCUGAAGUAUCGACAUCCAGUGAUGGCAUCCCAGCUUCACAUUCUACUGAUAUUGUUGUAUCUUUCCAAAACUGGAAGCCCGGGUUUUACUUGUUCAAAGCUGAGGUGCGACCAGAUAUCGAAAAUUUAAAUAGAGAAGAUUUUGAUCCAUCGCUUGUGGACAUAAGUGUAAGCAGUAACACCACGUCGGAGCUGGGCCUGAUGCGGGAGUGCGAGGGAGAAGACUGUGUGGCCAAUUUAUCUUUAACAUUUGAGUGGUCAGGCGGAAAUAAAGAUCUAUAUACCCCAGGAGAGAACGAUACUGAGACAAUGACGGUGGUGAUUCGUAACGAUGGCGGCGCGACGUUCGGAUCCUGUGCUCGUAUAAAGAUAACAGGUGCCCAGAUUGCACUUUUAGAGUGUAAAACAGACGAUGGCUGGUACAAAUGUGAUUUGAUGAACAUAGGGAGAUACACAGAAUACAGCUUACCAAUACUCUUAGAUAUGAGCAAACCGACAAACCAACACGACAACCUUCGAAUAGAAGUCCUGUUGUACAACAAAUGCACUUCACACCCAAACAAGGAGAACUACACCAAAAUUAUUAAUUACGACUUCAUGACUGAUGGCAUUUAUUUUAACAGUACACACUACAAACACGUUAUCACUGAUCUUCAAAUAGAAGACGUCGAUUCAAGCCGGUACAUUGAAAUCAUUGAAUCUUAUACGAUUACAAAUAAAGCAGAAAUGUUCUGGAGUUCGUUGCCACUGGAGAUUUAUUUAGAAGAGCAGCCAUUUAUCACAGACUAUUUAAUACAAGUCGAGUCAAUUGACUGUAAUAAGACCAUCUCAGACAGAACAUACUAUAUCUGCCCAGUGGAUCUCAAACCGGAUUCAACUAUAACAGUCAAAAGCAAUGUAACUAUAAUAAAAGAUAAAGUUGUAAAGAGUUUGAAAAACAAAAAGUUGGAAUUGAUCACCUAUUUUAAGUUGUACAUGAAACCAACUUCGAACACAAAUGAAGAUAUGUAUACAACGGACAUCGAGUAUCAAAAGACCAUAGGCCUAGAAAACAAUAAGUUCAUUGUUAUUGCUAUAUCGAUUCUGGUGGGCAUCUUUGUAAUGGCCGUCAUUGCAAUUAUUCUUUCCAAGGGGGGAUUUUUCAAGAGGGCCGAGAAAGAGAAACUUGUUUCUCUAAAGCAUGAUAUAAGAAAACAGAGCAUUCGUCGUCCGAUCAUCGAAUACGGUCAAGACGCGUCGGCUCCGAAUCUGGAUCAACUAGAAAAUUGUGGUACUGCACCCAUUAACUCAGAGUCAUCGUUUCAGUCCAGCAUCGUCGGUGUCACUCAGCGAAAGAACAUUCCAGCGACUUAGCAAAGCAGUACAUUGGCUUAUACCUAUUUGGUUCAUGAAACUGACGGGGUAGUAGGGAAGAAAGUAAGAAUAAAAAAAAAAUAAGAGAUUUCAAAGA
This is a messenger RNA of Bicyclus anynana (squinting bush brown), 3206 nucleotides long. RefSeq names its product integrin alpha-9. The record is from RefSeq and is a predicted model, not a curated record. Gene Ontology annotation, biological process: integrin-mediated signaling pathway; cell-cell adhesion; cell adhesion mediated by integrin. Gene Ontology annotation, cellular component: external side of plasma membrane; integrin complex. Bases 98 to 3109 code for a protein of 1003 amino acids. Gene Ontology annotation, molecular function: integrin binding. Lineage: Eukaryota; Metazoa; Arthropoda; Insecta; Lepidoptera; Nymphalidae. The transcript has 26 exons.